Erigeron canadensis is the source of this 2869-nucleotide messenger RNA. Its product is annotated as probable boron transporter 2. Bases 511 to 2673 code for a protein of 720 amino acids. Gene Ontology annotation, biological process: transmembrane transport; monoatomic ion homeostasis; monoatomic anion transport. Gene Ontology annotation, molecular function: solute:inorganic anion antiporter activity. Gene Ontology annotation, cellular component: plasma membrane. The transcript is spliced from 12 exons. The record is from RefSeq and is a predicted model, not a curated record. Lineage: Eukaryota; Viridiplantae; Streptophyta; Magnoliopsida; Asterales; Asteraceae.
UGGGUAUUCGUUAAAACUCGGUUUUUGGGCCUCUUUUUGAGCUCUUGAAGCUUUUUUGAACUUUUAGAUACUCAGUGGUUGCUUUUGAAACAUGUAAGUGUAGGGUUGGUUGAUGUUGCAUUGUUACUGUUUGAUUAAUUGUCUAAGAGAAAGAGCUUUGCAAGACUGAUGAGUUCCGAUAUGUCGAUGAAUUCGUUUCGUUAGUAUUGAUACUUGUAUAACUUGUCUAUGGAGUUUAAGUAGGGAAGUUGAGCCUCAUCUUUUUCACAUUUGUUACUAACAUAUUUCUUUGACAAUUCUUUUUGUUAUUCCCCUGAGAUGUAAUCAUCAUCAUCAUCAAGUGUAUAUAUAUUUUUGAAGUUAUGAACUUCUUAAGGGGUCCAUAUAUAUAGUCUUAUACAACAAAUUGACAUAAAAUUUUCAACCAUCAUAUUGAAGUAAAAUAUCUUUGUGUUUAGCCCAUUCCUAAAAAUAUAUAAGUGUUUGAAUCGUUAUAUAUCGUGAGUUGUCAUGGAAGAAACAUUUGUUCCUUUUCGUGGAAUAAAGAAAGAUCUUAAAGGAAGACUAUUGUGCUACAAGCAAGAUUGGACUAGUGGCAUCCGUACCGGUAUAAGGAUUCUGGCUCCGACAACAUACAUAUUCUUUGCUUCAGCAAUUCCAGUUAUAUCUUUUGGGGAACAACUAGAAAGAGAUACGGAAGGGAGUUUAACUGCAGUUCAAACUUUAGCAUCAACUGCGCUAUGUGGCAUCAUCCACUCUAUAGUUGGAGGACAGCCACUACUUAUACUUGGUGUGGCUGAGCCAACAGUGUUAAUGUACACAUUUAUGUUCAACUUUGCAAAAGAUCAGAAGGAUUUAGGGAAGGCCCUUUUUCUCGCGUGGUCUGGAUGGGUCUGUGUGUGGACGGCUCUUUUGCUGGUUUUGCUAUCUAUUCUUGGUGCGUGCUCGAUUAUCAAUAGAUUCACACGUGUGGCUGGUGAGUUGUUUGGUCUUCUAAUCGCAAUGCUCUUCAUGCAGCAGGCUAUUAAAGGGGUUGUGGAGGAAUUUGGUAUUCCAAAAAGUGAAGAUGCCAAUGAGCCAAAAUUUCAACCUUCAUGGCGGUUUGGGAAUGGAAUAUUUGCAAUUGUUUUGUCCUUUGGGCUCCUUCUUACUGCUUUGAAGAGCCGUAAAGCAAGGUCAUGGCGUUAUGGAACUGGGUGGUUACGGGGAUUCAUUGCGGAUUAUGGUGUUCCGGUAAUGGUGGUCAUUUGGACUGGUGUCUCAUAUAUUCCGGUUAAUGACAUCCCUAAAGGGAUACCACGGAGGCUUUUCAGUCCGAACCCAUGGUCUCCUGGUGCCUAUUCAAACUGGACAGUUGCAAAGGAUAUGUUGAGUGUGCCACCUGUGUAUAUUGUUGGAGCUUUAAUCCCAGCAACCAUGAUUGCGGUGCUUUACUAUUUUGAUCAUAGUGUUGCAUCUCAGCUUGCCCAACAGAAAGAGUUCAAUUUAAAGAAACCUUCUUCAUAUCAUUACGAUCUCCUACUUUUGGGAUUUUUGACAUUAUUAUGUGGACUAAUUGGCAUUCCUCCAGCCAAUGGAGUUAUCCCACAAUCUCCAAUGCACACCAAGAGCUUAGCCACACUGAAACAUCAGCUUCUAAGAAGAAAACUUGUGGACACCGCUCGAAAUAGUAUAAAGAAAAAUUCAAACUUGAGCGAGUUAUAUGAAAAUAUGCAACAAGCAUAUAACGAAAUGCAGACACCACUUGUUUAUCAAAAUCCAUCAAGUCUGGGAUUGAAAGAGCUAAAAGAAUCCACUAUUCAACAAGCCUCGAGUAGUGGUUACAUAAACACACCAGUCGACGAGGCCAUUUUUGAUGUCGAUAAGGAUGUUGAUGAUCUUUUACAUGUUGAAGUUAAAGAACAACGACUUAGCAAUGCACUACAGGCGUUUAUGGUUGGUGGGUGUCUCGCUGCUAUGCCAUUGCUUAAAAAGAUUCCCACUUCUGUUCUUUGGGGCUACUUUGCUUUUAUGGCCAUUGAAAGUUUACCCGGAAAUCAAUUUUGGGAAAGAAUACUAUUGCUUUUCACUGCUCCAAGCCGAAGAUACAAGGUUUUGGAAGAAAAUCAUGCUACAUUUGUGGAAACGGUCCCUUUCAAAACGGUUGCUGCUUUUACAUUGUUUCAAACAGCUUAUUUGUUCGCGUGCUUUGGCAUAACAUGGAUUCCAAUAGCUGGUGUUCUUUUUCCACUUUUGAUCAUGCUUCUUGUUCCCGCAAGGCAAUAUUUACUUCCUAAAUUCUUUAAAGGUGUUCAUCUUCAAGAUUUGGACGCAGCCGAAUAUGAAGAAGCAUUAACCACGCCCUACAAUAUGGCCUUUGGUGAUGACAACUCCCAGUCAAGAGCCCAACAAGUCGAUACUGCAGAAGUUCUUGACGGGAUUAUAACAAGAAGUAGAGGUGAGGUUCGUCACACUAGCAGUCCAAAACUUACAAGUUUGACCCGAACUCCAGCAGAAGAAAUGAAGCCACUGUACAGUCCCCCUAUCUCACGACAGGUUCACAGCCCGCAAUUAACUGAGGUAAGGGUGGACAAGAGCCCUAAAUCACCAGGAAAAGGGCUAGAAACCAAAAGAACUCCUAGUCCGGGUCCAUCAAUCCUUGGUCAAAACAGUAAUGGUUCAUCAUCUUGCUAAGCUAGCUAAAUGGUUUGUAUUUUACUCACCGUUUGUUAUGUCUUGCGUUUCAUGUGUUGUAUGAACGGUGUGGGAUGAGUGUACAUUUUAUUUUCCAUCUAUAUUGGUCUAUAUGUAUGCAUAGGCUGGGCAAAACACAAAUCAACUUUACAAAUUUAUCAUGGAAUAAAAGCUUUAUAUGCAACUAUUUUGUGAA